GCAACCUGUUAGUUGAUGUGCCUUGUGGUGUUUUUUCUAGUGCUUGAUGACUUCUGUUCAGAGAUGGAGCUGAUGAAGGAGAAGUACACCAAGCUGCUGCUUGGGGAGGACAUGUCAGGGAGUGGCAAAGGUGUGUGCACUGCUGUGACCAUCUCCAAUGCCAUCACCAAUCUAUAUGCAACUGUGUUCGGGACCUGCCACAGAUUGGAGCCACUUUCCCCUGAGAAGAGGUCAAUGUGGAACCGGGAGAUGGAUUGCCUCCUCUCCAUUUGCAAAUACAUUAUCGAAUUCUCACCAACUGUCCAGGCCAUGCCUGAUGGAAGCACACACAAUGUGAUGGCAACCUCACCAAGAUCAGACAUUCUGAUGAACCUUCCAGCACUUGAGAAGCUAGAAAACAUGCUCCUCGGUAUAUUGGACAGCUUUGACAAGCCAGAGUUCUGGUAUGCAGACCAGAGGAACCAGUCCUUCAAUGAAAGCAAGAAGUCGUUCCAGCGCAGUGAGGACAAAUGGUGGUUACCUAAGCCAUGUGUCCCAGACUCUGGCUUGUCUGAUCGCAUGCACUGUGAACUGCAGCAAAAGAGGGACCAAGCAAGCCAGAUCCACAAGAUGGCCAUGGAGAUCAACAGUGGUAUCCUCUCUGAAAUGCAAGUUCCAUUGUCAUCCUUAGAAACACUUCCGAAAAGUGGGAGGGUGGGCGUAGGUGAUGCCAUAUACCAGUAUAUGUCUUCAGGGGAUCAGUUCUCUCCAGAGAACCUCCUCAACUUCCUCAAUUUGAGCUCAGAAUAUGAGGCGCUUGAGAUUGCAGACCGUGUUGAAGCCGCUAUGUAUGUGUGGCGAAGAAAAUCAAGCAUGACGCAUGUGGUCAUGACGCAUGUGGUGUCAAAAUGGGAGAAUGUUACUGAGCUGAAUGCCGAUGGGGACAAGAAUCUGGUCCUUGCAAGUAGGGCCAGGAGCCUGUUCCUGUGCUUGAAACAGAGGUUUCCAGGCCUGUCGCAGACUACCCUGGAUACAAGCAAGAUUCAGUACAACAAGGAUAUUGGGCCGGCAAUACUCGAGAGCUACUCAAGGGUGCUGGAAAGUUUGGCCCAUAAUAUAGUCUCAUGGAUAGAUGUUCUCAUUGCAGAUGAAAAUGCGAAAAAAGGGCACAAAAUCAGAAUACAGAAGCAGGUGUUCAGCCAGCUCUCCUCAACGCUGAACAUGAAGAACUGA
Phragmites australis (common reed) is the source of this 1212-nucleotide messenger RNA. RefSeq names its product rop guanine nucleotide exchange factor 3-like. Bases 16 to 1212 code for a protein of 398 amino acids. The transcript is spliced from 7 exons. Gene Ontology annotation, molecular function: guanyl-nucleotide exchange factor activity. Lineage: Eukaryota; Viridiplantae; Streptophyta; Magnoliopsida; Poales; Poaceae. The record is from RefSeq and is a predicted model, not a curated record.